Molecule: messenger RNA, 1925 nt
Organism: Nothobranchius furzeri (turquoise killifish)
Lineage: Eukaryota; Metazoa; Chordata; Actinopteri; Cyprinodontiformes; Nothobranchiidae
Gene: snrnp70
Product: small nuclear ribonucleoprotein 70 (U1)
Biological process (GO): mRNA splicing, via spliceosome
Cellular component (GO): U2-type prespliceosome; precatalytic spliceosome; U1 snRNP
Molecular function (GO): mRNA binding; U1 snRNA binding
Source: RefSeq, a predicted model, not a curated record
CUUUACGGCAGUCUUUGUGGUUUACGACAAAACCGCCAUUUUGUGUAGUUGAGAGACGGCUAACUAAGACAUUUACACGAGACACGUUGGAGCUUUGAACCUUUAAAAUUAAACCGCUGCUCGGACCCUUUAGAAGCACAUCUUGCUUUGGAGAACUGCCCACUCGGCAUCACCUCAGGUCCAUGGUUUGAUUUCGGUCGAACACCGGAGGAGAGAAGAAGUGAAAGAUGACACAGUUUCUACCGCCGAACUUGCUGGCCCUGUUCGCACCACGGGACCCGAUACCCUUCCUGCCGCAGCUGGAGAAGUUGCCCCAUGAGAAGCAUCACAACCAACCGUACUGCGGCAUCGCUCCGUUCAUCCGACACUUUGAGGACCCAAGAGAUGCCCCCCCACCGACCAGAGCAGAGACCCGGGAGGAGCGCCUGGAGAGGAAGAGGCGGGAAAAGAUCGAGAGACGCCAGACGGUUUUGGAGACAGAACUGAAGCUUUGGGACCCCCAUAAUGACCCAAAUGCACAAGGGGAUGCGUUCAAGACGCUGUUUGUUGCCCGAGUGAACUAUGACACUACGGAGUCCAAGCUUCGUCGUGAGUUUGAAGUCUACGGUCCCAUCAAACGAAUUUAUAUAGUCUACAACAAGAAGACGGCAAAGCCCCGCGGCUAUGCUUUCAUUGAGUAUGAGCAUGAGCGGGACAUGCACUCCGCCUACAAGCACGCGGACGGAAAGAAGAUUGAUGGCAGACGGGUGUUGGUGGACGUGGAACGGGGACGUACUGUCAAAGGAUGGCGUCCUCGCAGGCUGGGCGGGGGCUUAGGAGGCACUAGGAGAGGUGGAGCCGACGUGAACAUCAAGCACUCGGGACGGGAUGAUGCGUCUCGUUAUGAUGAUCGCACCCUGGGGGGUGACCGCAUCGACAGGAGGGAGCGGAGCCGAGAGCGUGAUCGGGACAAGGACAGGGAGCGUCGCAGGUCCCGUUCCCGCGAAAGACGCAGACACUCCCGGGACAGAGAGAGGGAAAGAGAAAGGCCAGUUGGUGCAGGGGAGGAGGGCGGUGGGAGCAGCCGGCGUCGUGAACGGGAGAGGGAACGUGGGGGAGCAGGUGGAGGAGACAGCAGGAGUAGGGAGAGAAGCAGAGACCGGAAAAGGAGAAGCAGGAGCCGGGACCGUAAGAGAGACAGGGAAAGGGGUAAAGGGGUGGACGGGGAGGAAGUGGCCCAGGGAGACGGUCCCCCUGAGGGAACUGAGCGCAUGUUGGAGGAAAAUGAAGGGGAGGUGGCUGAGGCCACAGAGGAGCGCAAAGAGAGGGACAGGGACAGAGACCGAGACCGAGACAGGAGGCGCAGUCACAGGGACAGAGACCGGCGGAGGGAACGAGACAGAGAUAGGGAACACAAGCGGGAGCGUGGGGACAGAGACAGGGGGGAGCGGAGGGAGGAGCGCCACGGGUCCAAUCGAGAAGACAUGGGUCCUCAAGAGGACAUGGGUAAUGAGGAGGACGGCGCUCCGCCAAACAUGGAGGAAUACAGUCAGGAUGGAAUGAUGGAGCAGCAGUCUGCACCGUCAGCUGAUGACUAUGGAUCUGGCGAAAACGGAUACAAGAUGGAGGCACCAGAUGAGUACUAAGCAUGAGGUCCCCAUCCCACAGGAAGUCCCCCUAAACAAGCCCUCCACUUCCUGUCCCAGGCCUCCAGAACCUCCUAAGGAUCCAAACAUUUAGUUAGCUUUCCUUUUUCCGCUCGUAUGGCAACCAUGUUGAGGUCCGCUGAUCGCCCUGCUCGUCGGGGGUGGGGCUUAAAGCCGGAGCCAGGUGUGUUUAGAGGUGUUAGAAGCAGACGUGUUGUGGUGGAGCAGCUGAGCCUGUUUUGGUUUUUCAUCUUUUUUUUAUAUCUGCAGGUCAUUUUAAUAAAGAUGUCUUGAUUGUGA